Messenger RNA from Aethina tumida (small hive beetle), 1057 nucleotides. RefSeq names its product serine/threonine-protein phosphatase 6 catalytic subunit-like. Gene Ontology annotation, molecular function: protein serine/threonine phosphatase activity. NCBI's taxonomy places the organism in Eukaryota, Metazoa, Arthropoda, Insecta, Coleoptera, Nitidulidae. The transcript has 2 exons. Bases 98 to 1012 code for a protein of 304 amino acids. Gene Ontology annotation, cellular component: cytoplasm. The record is from RefSeq and is a predicted model, not a curated record. Gene Ontology annotation, biological process: peptidyl-serine dephosphorylation; G1/S transition of mitotic cell cycle.
GUCAUUACUUUUACUGUGUUAUUAACGCCCUGUUCCAAUUUAGGAUGCUUAGGGUUAUUUAUCAGUAUUUUUUCUAAUAAAUCGUUGAAGUCAAUACAUGUCUCCAAAUUUAGACCGAUGGUUAGAGCUUGCAAAAACCUGCAAGUACCUCCCUGAAAGCGACUUGAAGCAAUUAUGUAAUAUCGUCAGCAACAUACUGUUGGAGGAGUCCAACCUUCAGCCAAUUUUUACGCCGGUGACGGUGGUGGGCGACAUACACGGCCAAUAUUACGACCUGGAGGAGCUCUUCCGUCUCGGCGGCCAAGUUCCAGACACAAGCUAUGUGUUCCUUGGCGACUACGUCGACAGAGGUUACUACAGUCUGGAAACGCUGACCAGACUCCUGACAUUGAAGGCCAAAUACCCGGACAAGAUCGUGCUGCUCAGAGGCAACCACGAAUGUAAACGCAUCACCCAGGUCUACGGUUUCUACGACGAGUGCCUGAGUAAGUACUGCAACGUAAACGCCUGGAAGUACUGCUGCGAAGUGUUCGACCUGUUACCACUUGCGGCGAUAAUAGACGAGAACAUAUUAUGCGUCCACGGCGGUCUGAGUCCCAACAUCAACACGCUGGACCAGAUCCGCGUGCUCGAGAGGAACCAGGAAAUACCGCACAAAGGGCCGUUAUGCGAUCUCGUUUGGUCGGACCCGGAGGAAGUGGAUCUUUGGGAUAGCAGUCCCAGGGGAGCCGGCCAUCUAUUCGGGUCCAAGGUGACGCACGACUUCUUGCACAUCAACAAGCUGUCUCUAAUAUGCCGAGCCCAUCAACUGGUCCACGAAGGCUACAAGUACUCGUUCGAUGGUAAACUGGUCACCGUUUGGUCCGCGCCCAAUUAUUGCUAUCGUUGCGGUAACAUCGCCAGCAUUUUCAAUUUCAAGACUGCGACCGACGUGGAGCCGAAGUUGUUUACUGCUGUGCCCGAUUCUGAGAGGGUCAUACCUUCAUUUAAUAUGUGUCCAUAUUUUUUAUAAAUUGAAUAAGUGAUCAAAUUUAGAUAAAGUCUUAUUUUUUCUGUA